This is a messenger RNA of Cutaneotrichosporon oleaginosum, 6189 nucleotides long. RefSeq lists its product as uncharacterized. The record is from RefSeq and is a predicted model, not a curated record. Gene Ontology annotation, biological process: proteasomal ubiquitin-independent protein catabolic process. Gene Ontology annotation, molecular function: proteasome binding; peptidase activator activity. Gene Ontology annotation, cellular component: cytosol; nucleus. Lineage: Eukaryota; Fungi; Basidiomycota; Tremellomycetes; Trichosporonales; Trichosporonaceae.
AUGCCUCAAACCCGCACACGUCGUAAACCCACCGUCGCCCCACCGCGCGUCUUCUCUGCCCACUUCGUACCGCACGUCAUCAAACCAAAUGCCAAACGUAAACAACCUCUGGUCUGGCCUUCCGCUAUUGCCGCCGACCAGCCCGAUGACGACCGCCUGUCAUGCCUGGGUCUCCCCCUCUCUCUUCCUUACGAGGUCGAGUCCCUCGCGGAUAUGGACGCUCGCCUCGAGGUAAUCGUUACCCGCUUGGUGGAGUGUGUCAAGGCCCGCGAGUGGUCGAUCGGGUUCCGCAUGUGGACCUCCGCACUUAACAUAUGGAUAAGCAUGGGAUACCCCAUGAAGAAGGAGAUCAAGGUUCGGCUCAUAUUCCUUUUCUACGAGAUCCUCUUUAUUCCGGGGCUGAGCACGUCCUUUGUUGAAGACCGGGCCAAUGACCUGACCGCGUUCCUGAGUGACCGGUCCUUGACCAUCCACGACUUGCGCAUGCCGUGGCGCCCGCUGUACGAUGCAUUGUACAACGAGCUGUUCCCCCACCCCAACAAACUCGCGCGCCAUACCGUCAAUUUGGCUCCAGUCUACCUCAAUGUCGCCGAGACGGCCCAGAGAUUCUUCCACCCCGGAGAGGUGGACGAGAUGCUCGAGGUCAUUUUGCCUCAGUUUGACCCGAGCAUGGACUCGAUUUUGGCGACGCAGCUCUUCCUUGUUCACUUCCUUCCCAUCACUCACUGCGAGAAGUGGCUGCCCCUUGUGUUCCGGAUGUGGUACGGCCUUAACAGCGGCCUGUGGGACGACCAGGCUUCCGACCUGAUCGGCCAGUUGGCGAUCACCCAUGUCGACCCGGCUCGUUCAGAUCCCUCCAUUCUUAGUCGCAUUCCGCGCGGCCGCACUAACACUCUCGAAGAACAGGCUCGCAACCCCUCCACCCGAAAGGCCUAUCGCCAACACAAGGCGCGCUUGCUGGACGUGGAAGGAAAGAUUGCCGAGGACGAUGAUGGCCUCAACUAUUGGGUCGACCCCGACCUCCUUCCACCCGAGGAAGGCCUAGGGGAUCCGAACUGGCGUGGCAUCCGCAAAGAUGUUGGCGUGUUCACGGAUGAGCAAUUCGAGUUCAUCAUGUCCAAGUGUCUGCGAUCCCUGAACGUGCCCGUGGGAGGGAGCCUGGCGUCGCAGAACAGCAUGUCCAUCACUGCUGCUGACGCGCGUACGAGUAAGAAGAUCCUUGACGCGAAAAAGCCCAUCGACCGCACUCAGAGUCUCGCUGAGGUCAUCAUUUACAGCAUGGCUGAGGACUCACCUAACGGCUACACUGCCAUGUCGAGAUCCGGCAGUACCGACUCCCUCGCCGCUGCCGGUGAGCGCAUCGAAGCCAGCAAGCGGUAUCUCGCGGGCUCCAAGGCACUGGACCACCUCUCCAACCUGAUCACAAGUUGCGAAACCUUUUUCCACCCCAGUAACGCUGGCCCGUGGUCCGCUUUCUUGACUGCUUUCCUCUCCCACCUCACCAACAACUUUGUGCAGCGCUGGAAGCAGGAGGAGGAGCCGUCAUGCAAGACGCCUCCUGAGUGGCGCCUCACGCCGGAGAUCAAGCGCGCCUUCGUGCUCUGCCUCCGCCCCGUCGCGCUGUCAGCCAUGUUCAACAAGGACAUGGAGUCGGCUCAGCCUGCCAUCUCGACUCUGCGUCGCCUGGCGCUCCUCGAGCCUGACUUGGUCAUGCCUGCGAUCAUGGAACGCGCCGUACCGUCGCUGCAGGGUCUGGAGGAGACUCAGCGCACGGCUUCAGUCACGUUCGCUGUCGCUGCUGUUGCCUUCCCCAUGGCAGGACGUCAGCUGUGGCGUUACGGUGGCAUGUAUGUCGCCGACAUCUUCACGCUGCUCCUGCCCGGUAUCGACCUCAAUGACCCCACAAAAACUGGGCUGUCAUGUAUGGCAAUCUGCAACAUGGUCGACUACAUCCGCAUCGCCGACAUUUCCGAGGUCGACGAGGACAAGGCAAGGGCUGUCAAACCUGGCUCACGUGCCCUGCGCACCUCCCCCCGCAUAGUUGUUGAAGACGACCCGAACGACCCAAUCACCAACGACUUUGAGUCUCUCAACGACGACGAGGUCAACGAGCGCGUCCGUAUGUCGACCGCUGCCUUCCGGGAAUGGGUACCAGAGUUCCUUGGUCGCGUCCUUCUCCUGUUCGCUAACCUUCCCGAGGAAGGCGGCAAGACUGGCCGAGCUGGCGGCAAGACGGAAAUGUUGACUUUGCAGAGUGUGCUGCACACUUGCGGUGCCAUUUUCGCUGCGCUGGACGACAAGCUCUUUGACGCUGCUCUGGAGCAAGUUGUCGAAUACGCGACUACUACGACUCGCUCUAAUGCUGUGGACGCUGUGGGCGAGCUCAUCAAGAACCUGUCAGCAGCCAACGCGACCAAGGUGUUUGAGCGGCUUUUCCCAAUCUGUCGCCAGCGUAUCAUCAGCGAGCUCAAGGCGGGCGCAUCGUCUACCCGAACCACCACCACCUCCAUUCCCAGGCCGUCGGACGCACCACUCCACUGGUGGCAGUCCAUCCUCUACGGCCUGCUGGUGCCUGGACGCCUCAACCUGCCCAAGCAUCGCGCAGACUAUAUCGAUCUGCUCAAGGUUAUGCUCCAGAAUACCUACUCGGAGCGUGGCUGGGCCUGGACCGGCAAGAUUGUCGAGAAGACACUCAGCUGCCUCACGGCUCUUUACCUCGAGGAGAUGAACCUGCUCAAUAAGCCUGACCGUGACAGCGCGGACUUUAAGCUCAACCACACUCUCUGGUGGGGCAAGCUGUACCGCGCCAACGAAGCGCUGCCGCAGUGGAAGCGUCCGAACGACGCCGACAUUGACAUGGCUUUGGAAGUUGUCGGCCUCGCCGACGAGGCGGUCACUACGCUCGAAGCUCUUCUUGAGACGCGCACCGGCGAUCAAGUGUGGAUCAACGACUUCUGCCGUGCCAUGAACCUCGUGGAUGAAGUGUUGCUGGGAACAUACUCGCUCAUCCAGGAGAGAGAGGAGCUGAAGAAGGGCGGUAGAGUGGCACCGUCCUACAUCCCCCCGGAGCUGUGGAAGCUCCUGCCGCCGUACAAGGCAGGCUUCCUCCUGACGGACCCCAACGACCCGCGCUACCAGCGUGUAAUGCAGUUCCGCACGCGCACUGGAGAGAUGCUGCACCGCGCCGCCGAUAUCAUGCGCACCGCCGGUGACUCGGACAGCUCAGUCGACAGCGUCAAGCUUCUCGUCGCAACGAUCGGGUCGUGGCUUGUCUCGUACGGCAUGCGCUCUAAGAAGUACCAGGGCGCGUCGGCGGCUUACGAGAACCUCCAGGCCAGCAAACGCAUGUAUGAGGGUCAGCGCAAGCAACACCGCUCCGUACUUUUGGGUGCCGCACAGGUGCACCACAGCAACCGUCUCAUGACGGCCAGCUACUACCGGGUCCGCUCGGAGCUGGACGACAAGCUUAUUACAAGCAUGCUCGAGUUCUGUCUCUCGCCGUUUGUGCGCAUUCGUCGCCGCGCGCAGUCGCAGCUUGACUCGAUCACCAAGACAUACCGUGGCUCGUGGGUUCUCUGCUUCCCCACGCUCUUCGACGCGCUCCAGCCCGGGAACGACCCAGACCGCAUGAAGGGUGCACUCUACGUGCUGCGCUACAACAUCGUCGGUCUCGCACGCAUGGCGCGCGAUUGGCGCGGCUUGGUCGACCUGGUUGACUGCCUUCUCGGCGCGCACCACGAGACUAAGGCCUCCAUCCAGACGUUGGUCGGUAAAGCGAUCGACGAACUCCUCUCUAAGAUGCGCGAGCCUGUCAUGUUCAGGCUCAAUCUGAGAGUCGAGGCGACUGACAAGGCCGCCGACGAUCUGAUUGCUGUGACUGGUGGCCCUAUCAAGCCCAGCGAAGCGGUAAUCAGGGCCACAGAUGAGGGCGAGGUUGCCCGCUUGGCUUUCCAGGACGAGCAGUACGACACUCUUGUGGACCACGUUCGUGCCACCACUGAAGACCCGACAUUGAACUGGAGGUACCAGCAGUCCGCCGCGCGCUUCCUGUAUUCACUCACGCGCCGCGACCGUCCCACGGACCCGCGCCUGCUCGAGUUCUUCCUCACCAAUGUUGGAAACUCUCAUCCCCGCAUCCGCGACUACGGAUCAGCGGGUCUCACCCGUAUACUGUUCCAGGCGACCAUGCGCACCUUUGCUCAGGACUCGCUCGAGCGCCUCUUCCUGCAAGAGCCUUACGACCCCUUCGCCCGCACCCUCGACCUCACGAACGUUGGGCCCGACUUCACGCAGAAGUACCUUGCCGCCUUCCGCGAGCCACCUCAGGACGACUCGGUGCUCCAGGACCGCAUCGACACUGGAUGGCUGUGCUGGGGACGUGAGAUGGAAGUGUCGCGGUUCUCCGGCUGGGACGAGCAAGUCUUCCACCUUGAGCCAGCCUGCAAGCCGGCAGUUGACCUUGUUCAGAACACGAUCAACGAUCCGGCAUGGUGGCAGCGUCUGUCCGACUUCUGGUCGCAAGAGGAGACACGUAACUAUCCCUCCGCAAACCACAUCGACCUCAUCCUGUCGCUCUGCCAGGUGAUCGGUCGCCCGAUCCUUGACCAGAUCAAGCCCAUUGUCACAAAGAUGCUCGCGGACAUGGACGCCAAGAAGGUCUAUGAUCGCCACAUCACUCGUGCCAUGUGGGAGCUUCUUGCUGGUCUGCUUCGCGGUACCUGGGAGUGGCCCGGCAAGGAUCGCAAGGAAUUCUGGGACUGGUUCACGCCGUUGCUGCCGGAGCUGUUCCGCAACAUUCGUCAGGACACGGUCAAAUGCUGGGACAUCACUGUGGAGUACGUUCUCCACGAGCAGGACCCGCGCCGCUACAAGCCCCUGGUUGACUUUAUGCUCGACACGGCCUUGGCCGCGGACUUCCAGGGCGGCUCGGCGUUCGACCUCAGCCGUCGCGUACAGCUCUGUCGCUCGGUGCUGCGCUGUCUGCGCUGGCGCUUCGAGGCAUGGUCACCUGAAUUUGCGCAGCUCUAUUUCAAGGCGCUCGACUGCCCGUACGCCGACGUCCGCGCGCUGAUAGGCUCGGUCCUCAACGGCCUCGACCAGCUCAAGUGGAACGCCUCGUAUCCGUCGGCGCAUGCCCUUGUGGACGCUGUAUUGGCCGACCCCGAGUGCAACUUGGACAUCAUGGGUAUCCGUAACCCGCCCUUCCAGUCACAGUUGACGGAAAUUGUCGCCCGCCUCCAGGAGCUGCGCAAGGAGCGUCCUCACGGCCCCAAGGCUGUUAUGUCGGCUCACGACACGACGGCGGUGACAAUGAUGCACUGGCUCACGAUUGAGCUUUCGGAUGUGCAUGCCGUCGGCACAUUCCCGUAUCUCAUCCCCAUUCUUCCGGAGAUCUUCGAGCUGCGCGAGAUGAACGACAACAACGAGAUGCAGGCCAUAGCCGGCCGCCUUCUCGCCUGGAUAACCUCGAUCACACCAGCGUUCCAGCUGGUUGAACCGCUCAUGAUGCAGCUCAUCUCCAUUCUGCAACACUCGACAUCGUGGCGCACCAAGAUGCACUGCAUGCCAGUGCUGUCCCUCACGUACUUCCGCAACCUGUCGCUGUUGUCGGAGCCGUGCAAGGCCAAAUGUCUCGACGUCAUCUCCACGUGUCUCAAGGACCUGAACCAAGAGGUGCGCGAGAUGGCGUCGGUAACUCUGGGCAGUUUCCUUCGCUGCUCGCAGCGCUCCAUGGUGAUCGUCCUCAAGGACCGAUUCACGCGGGAGAUCAACACCAUCAAGGUUCCUCGCCACUUCCUCGAGCCUGGCGUCGUCAAUCCAGCGUACCAGGCCAAGAUUGUCGAACUGCACGCUGCUGUACUUGGCGCAGUCGCGAUCGUCGAGGCAUUCCCCUACACCGUCCCCAAGUUCAUUCCCCCCCUCCUGGCCGAUGUGCUCGCGCCUCGCGUCUCGGAGCCGAUGCCCAUCUCCGCCACUAUCCGGACGAGCAUCGCCUCCUUCAAGCGCACCCACGAGAAGUACCAGGAACGCAUGUCCGAGGACCAGUUGUCGUCGAUGAACUACGCCCAGGCGGGCAACUCAUACUGUGAGCUUGCAGUGAGGUACAAGCUAACCUGCAGACGUUUAGUGCAUGAAGAGAGAAGGCAAGAACAAGUAGAGAAGUGCAUGUGGCAGUGUCAGCAACUGUGA